Messenger RNA from Sesamum indicum (sesame), 1188 nucleotides. RefSeq names its product 2-Cys peroxiredoxin BAS1, chloroplastic. The record is from RefSeq and is a predicted model, not a curated record. Gene Ontology annotation, biological process: response to oxidative stress; hydrogen peroxide catabolic process; cellular response to stress. Lineage: Eukaryota; Viridiplantae; Streptophyta; Magnoliopsida; Lamiales; Pedaliaceae. Gene Ontology annotation, molecular function: thioredoxin peroxidase activity.
GGACUUAUCUUCUCAUAUCCCCACCAACGAGUCUCCACCUUAAGACCCCAAAAUACUGGAUAUCCUACCAAAUUUGCAGGCUGCAGCACUCAACACAGCCAUUCGUCGCCGGAGGAGAGAGCGAGCUCCCCGAUACUCUGAAUUACGACUCCAUUGACAAUGGCUUGCUCUGCGGCUACUUCAGUGGCUGCUCUCAUCUCUUCCAAUCCAAGAGCUUGCGUUGUUUCCAAAAAUUCCAUCUCUUCUCAAUCCAUUUCCCUUGCUUCCUCAUUCUCCGGCAGACCCUUCGUGUACCGUGUCCCCCGUGCCCUGUCUUCCAGCUCUUCUUCCAAACGACGCAGUUUGAUCGUCCGUGCCAGUGAACUUCCACUGGUUGGAAAUACAGCUCCAGAUUUCGAGGCAGAGGCUGUUUUUGAUCAGGAAUUUAUUAAGGUUAAACUCUCAGAGUAUAUAGGAAAGAAAUAUGUCAUUCUCUUUUUCUACCCACUGGACUUCACCUUUGUUUGUCCCACUGAGAUCACUGCUUUCAGUGACCGUUAUGAAGAAUUUCAGAAAUUGAACACAGAAGUACUAGGUGUAUCCAUAGACAGUGUGUUUUCUCACCUUGCGUGGGUCCAAACAGACAGAAAGUCUGGGGGUUUGGGCGAUUUGAAUUAUCCAUUAAUUUCUGAUGUGACCAAAUCAAUUUCAAAAUCAUAUGGUGUGCUGAUUCCGGAUCAGGGAAUUGCAUUAAGAGGGCUUUUCAUCAUCGACAAGGAGGGAGUUAUUCAACACUCCACUAUCAACAAUCUUGCAAUUGGCCGUAGUGUUGAUGAAACACUGAGAACGCUCCAGGCUUUGCAGUAUGUGCAAGAUAACCCUGAUGAAGUAUGCCCAGCUGGAUGGAAGCCUGGGGAGAAGUCCAUGAAACCGGAUCCUAAGCUCAGCAAGGAAUACUUUUCCGCAAUUUAAGCCGGAGCACGCUGAGCUUGAGAGCUACACUGGUGGUGUCAUUUGUUUGUUCAGAGAGGUGGUUGAAAGUUUUGUUAUCAUCAUGUAGCAAGUUUUCUACUAUUGAGUUUGACUAAUGUUAAGGUAAUUUGUUACCUCAACUUCUUGGGGUUUCUCGCAAUUACAGAAAAGUCCCUUAUUAAAUUAAAAUUGUAUUUACACCAUUUGAAGUUUGUAAAACCUUGCACAUCCAUCCAA